AUGUCGUUUGGAAAUGGAGCCUUCGGCUUCGGCCAGAAUAACCAGCAGCAACAGCAGCAGCAGCCGGCGUCCACGUUUGGCGGAUUCGGCGGGGGCUCAAACACCACCGCAGGUUUUGGUGCCUCUGGAAGCAGUGCAUUCGGACAGGGCACGACACCCGCUGCCGGCGGUACCAGUCUCUUCGGUGGUGGUGGGCUAGGAGGCGGAGGUGGUUUUGGUGCCAACAACACUGCUACCACAGGUGGGUUUGGAAGUGGGAGUUUUGGAGGCGGCACCAAACCGGCCUUCGGAGCCCCGGUCGGAACCAAUACCGGCGGAGGCAUUUUUGGAACAAACCCAGCGACCAACACCGCCUCGGGCUUUGGCGGCGGCGGAGGAUUUAACACCGCUGCUACGACUUCGAGCACCUCGUUUGGUGGCUCAUCACUCUUCGGCGCCAACAAACCCGCCGCUACAGGAUUCGGCUCUGGCACCACAGGAUUCGGCAGUGGCACCACGGCUGUCGGCACCAGCACCAGCCUCUUUGGCGGAGGUGCCGGUAUCGCUGCAGGUGCCGGGUUUGGCGGCGCCACAAACAACCCGGGCAUUGGCGCAAAUAUCGGAGACCCUCCAGGCACCGCUGUGAUCCCCUUUACCCCUACUGUGGAGAAAGAGGCGAACAACACUUCCCAGAGUAAUUCCUUUCAGAACAUCCUAUUCAUGGAUGCUUACAAAAAGUGGUCGUCUGAGGAGCUGAGGCUAGCAGACUACAACCAAGGACGGAAGCAAGGCAGUGCCGGCGGCACCGGCGCGUUUGGCGGUUCGGGCUUUGGAACCGGCGGCUUUGGAGCCAACACCCAAACGAAUACCGGCUUUGGCGCUGGAUCGUCCUUGUUUGGCGGCCAACAACAGCAACAACCGGCGCCCAAUGCCUUUGGUCAAACAGCAGCAACGACUUCUGGCGGUUUCGGUGCAGGAUCGUCACUCUUUGGAGCCAACAAACCCGCUGCUACUGGAGGGCUCUUUAGUUCGACACCAGCACAGCCCGCCCAGUCGGGCGGAUUAUUCGGCGGUGGAGGCUUUGGUGCAACGAACACCACAACGACCAACGCCUUUGGGGCGAAUAAUAACGCUGCGGGUGGCACCAGUCUCUUUGGAGCCAACACGACAGCUCAAAAGCCCGGGUUCGGUUUUGGAAAUACCGGCGGUAGCGGCUUCGGUGCUUCAACGACGAACGCCUUCGGGGCCAACCCGACAACGACCAACACCGGAGGCGGAUUGUUUAGCAAUACAGCACAGCAAAAUACUGGCGGUGGCAGUCUUUUUGGGCAACAGCCACAACAGCAGCAGCAGCCGGCGGCCACAGGGUUUGGUGCCGCGGGUGGUCUUGGUGCUCAGGCCCAGAAUACCGGUGGUGGACUGUUCGGCAACAACCAGCCAAAACCCGGAGGUCUUUUUGCGAACACCACCGCGGCAACGGGAGGUUCUUCACUGUUUGGCGGCAACCCCGCUCCCUCAGGGAAUGCUUUUGGUGGCAACACGAACCAGAACGUCGGCGGCAUGUUCGGUGCGAAGCCGGCUGGCACAGGUACCGGCCUGUUUGGGUCUGCCACCACAGCCCAACCCGGGAAUACCGGCACAGGUCUUUUUAGCGGUCUUGGACAGCAGAACCAGGCGCAACAGCCUGCGCAGUCAUCCCUGUUUGGCUUAGGCCAAAACAAUCAGCAGAAGCCAUCCAUGUUUGGGGGCUCGCAGCCUUCUCUGGGCGGCAGUCUAUUCAACAACCAGCCCGCCCAACAGCAAGGCAGCUUGUUCGGGAACAACACCAACAAUCAGCAAAACGCUCAGGGUGGCGGGUUCGGGCUAGGGAACUCCUUGCUCGGAAAUUCCCAAAACAUGCAGCCGGCCCAGCAGUCAUUUUCCACCAGCAUCAAUGACAUGUCGGCGUAUGGCUCGUCAACACUCUUCUCCGGUCUGGCAGACGACAAGGUCCAAAACCCCGGCCCCCUUGCCACCCCAUUGUCAAGCAAAGUAAAGGCAAAGAGCCGCGCAAUCUUGCCAAUGUACAAGCUCAGCCCUGCCAAUGCUACUCGGUUUAUGACGCCGCAGAAGCGAGGCUUCGGGUUCUCGUAUAGCACUUACGGCUCUCCGUCGAGCCCGUCGAGCGCAGCUAGCACCCCUGGUGGCUUUGGGCAGAGCCUUCUAGUUGGCAGCGUCAACCGUGGAUUGAGUAAGAGUAUUUCUGCGAGUAACCUGCGACGAACCUAUAAUGCAGAGGACAGCAUUCUCGCGCCGGGUGCCUUCUCGGCGAGCUCAGGUCCCCGACUUCUUGGAGGCUCUAGCAACCACAAGAGGCUCGUCAUUAACAGGGAUAUGCGAAGCGAUCUUUUCACGUCCCCGAUCAAAGACAUGCAUAACCAAGAUGUUACGAACGCCGGCCAUAAGUUGCAAAAGCGAGUCAGCUUCGACACUAGCUCCGCCGGUACUACAGACACUAGUUCACGGGAUCGAGCACAAGAUACCCCUGACAGUGGCUCCAAUAACGAGGAUUAUCUGCAGCUAAAGUCUGCUACCCGCCCCGGCACUAAUGGUGUCAACGGAUCCAAGCCAUCCCCCGUGACUGCUUCUCCUGAUGGUGACCAGGCCAAGGGUAAGGAGCUGGCGAUUGUCCAUGAGGAGGAGUCUCCUGCCGUUCCCCGGGCCGCGGACAAGAAAAACGGAAGCCAAAUUGACGCUGGUGCAUAUUGGAUGUCACCUACAGCCGAAGAGAUUCACGCGAUGAAUAGGAUGCAGCGCCAGAAGGUUGCCAAUUUCGUGGUUGGCCGUGAGAAUGUCGGAAGUGUCUCGUUCAAUGUCCCCGUUGAUCUGAGCAACAUCGAUCUUGAGGGACUGUUUGACAACAUUAUCGUCUUGGAACCCCGGUCCGCCACCGUGUACCCGAUUGCAGCAAAGAAGCCACCUGUCGGCAAAGGCCUGAAUGUGCCGGCGCUCAUCUCCUUGGAACACUCGUAUCCCCGCGGCGGCCUUGAAACUUCUGGUCGGCGUCUUGAGAGGCACAUUGAGAGACUGAAGACCGCAAUAGCCGACACUAUCUUUGAGAACUAUGAUAAGGAGACGGGCGUGUGGACUUUCACGGUCGAGCACUUUACAACUUAUGGUCUUGGCGAAGACGACGAUGAGGAUGCGGAUGAGACCGAUGCAGAUCUUGUUCUGGGAGGUCAGAGCCCAAUGGACGUUCAACUGCCUCAGUACUCGCCGGAGAAGGAAUCCGUUCCCUCGCCAGAUCAAGAACCUGAAGAUGAUACCUUCGACUUCAAGCGCUCCCGGUGUGCAGUCCCCGGUGCUUUUGACGAGGGCGCUUUAUCGGACGAUGAAGGGAACCUGGGUAGUGCUCAACCGUACGGUAUGCUCUCCCAUCACGGAUUCCAGGAUGCCGAUGCUCCUAUCCCUUCUCGUGAGUGGCCCGAGGAUGAGAGCAUGGCUGACGGACACGACAACUACCAGCACGAAGCCUAUGAAGACAUGUCCCAACAAGGCUCCGUCGAAGAUCACGAAGAAAUGGCCCUCUCCCGUUACGUCGGAAACGACUUUCAAGUACCCGGCGGGAUCAUGAGAGCAAGGAUGCGAGCGCUGAAGAAGUCUGCAGCGCCAACGCGAAUCGAGGUUGCGGGCGGAAACGACUGGACACAGAUAUUGCAAGCGAGUGUGAGGGCACCAAGGACAGUGGAUCGAGGAACGCUACGCGCUCAAAACGAGUCUGGCGCUGCAUGGGAUUUGAAGGAUCGUGGAAGCCCUACCCCCCAGAACCAACCGCACUUGCUGGAUGGAAAUGGCUUCGCGACCAGCAUUGACUUGAUGAAGUCACUCUUCGAGCAGGCAAAGGGCCCGGCUCAGCCUGCGCAGUCGGCGUCAGCAAAAGGUUUCGUAAAGUGGCCCUAUCAAAAGCGCACCAAGGUUGAUACAGAAGAUGAUCCCGCGGUAUCUCGACCAAACUGGGGCCCCAAUGAGACGCUUGUCACCACCCACGAUGGCGCAACCAACCUGCUUUCUCUUGGCAGUGAUAUCGCCAGCAGUGCGCCAUCGGCUACCGAAUCAACCACGAAACUUUCUCAACUUCAGCAAUACAUCGACAUUACCUCAGCCAGCCCGAAUCGCCCAGAGGCACCUGGCCCAGAACUCCGAACGCUGGCUCAGGGAGAUCCAGUAUGGGAGCUCGCCGCUCUGCUGUUUGAAGAUGAUGGAUCAAACCUGGUUGCCUUUUGGAGGCAACUGAUAUCGCAGGCCACCAACCAGGCACUUGACCAGGCUUCCAGCCCUGAAGAGAAGGCCAUCAUUUGCCUUGCGGGAAAUCGUGUGUCUGAGGCCUGUGGACACUUACUAGCUGGCAGGGACUUCCGGUUGGCGACUCUCGUCUCAUGCAUUGGGAGUCAGACCAAGGAUAUGCGGACUCAGCUGAAGGACUGGCGAGAGUCUAAUGUGCUCGCCGAGAUUUCUGAACCUGUGCGGGCGAUCUACGAACUCCUUUCAGGCAAUGCUUGCGUCUGUGCCGGCGUCAAGAAUGUGCCUAUCGAAAACCGCGUGGCUUCUUUUACCAUUUCGCAACGUUUUGGCCUCGACUGGAUGCAGUCGUUUGGUCUCCGUCUCUUCUAUACCACGGGGUCCAUGGGAGGCGCCGCGGAAAUCGCCGAAGCUGUCCGCUCUUUCCAGUCUGAUAUUGAGCAGGACAAGGAGCCAGAGCCCAACAGCGCUCUGUGGUCGCUCCUCAAAGCAUUCGCUUUCCGCCUCUUCGACUGGUCGGAUACUCGUCUCGGGUGGCUACUUGCGAAGGCCAUAUUUGCCACUGGCAAGGUGUCGUUUGGGCAAAACGCCGCAGAGACGCUUGAUAUGGCUACCAUCUCUUUCGCGUCCACACUCACGGCCCAGACCCAUUGGGUCCCAGCGACCUUUGUUCUGCUCCAGCUCUCCGACGGCUCGGCCCGCGAGGCGGCUGUCCGUGAUCAUUUGGGACGUCAUGCACACCUCAUUAGCUCUAAGAGAGAUGAACACAGCACGUUCUCGGCCCUGCGGAAGUUUGGCGUAUCCGAGAGCUGGAUUUGGGAAGCAAAGGCGUUGGACUUCCGAUCCCUCCAGGACUCGCGGCAGGAAUACCUCUCACUCAUCUGGGCCGGCAACUAUGUGGAAGCAAAUCGUGCGUUUGUAGACCGCGUUGGCCCUGAUCUGGUGAUUGAGCGUGACUUUAAGAGGCUCUUCGCAUACGCCCAGCUACUUUUCAAGGUGCGCAAGAGCCUGCCCGAUUGGGACCGAGCGGCGGCGGUUUACCUCUUGUAUCCCAUCGCGCUUCUCGAAGGCAAGAAGCACCGUCAGGAGGAUCUUGACCGCUACGAUAGCCAGCUAUUUGACGGUCUGGUUGCACUCCGUGCAGCCAGCCACGGCGGCAUCCGCCAAGGGGCGGCGAUUGCCGACAUGGCGGAAGAGUUGAUUAAGACGCACGGAGGUGAUGCAAGACUCUUCCAGCUGCUGCCCGACGACAUCCGCGGCAAGUACAUGCGGAUUCAGGCGCUCGAGAGCAUGGGAUGA
Lasiosphaeria miniovina is the source of this 5556-nucleotide messenger RNA. Its product is annotated as nuclear protein 96-domain-containing protein. Gene Ontology annotation, biological process: protein import into nucleus; telomere tethering at nuclear periphery; post-transcriptional tethering of RNA polymerase II gene DNA at nuclear periphery. Gene Ontology annotation, molecular function: structural constituent of nuclear pore; RNA binding. Lineage: Eukaryota; Fungi; Ascomycota; Sordariomycetes; Sordariales; Lasiosphaeriaceae. The transcript is spliced from 3 exons. The record is from RefSeq and is a predicted model, not a curated record. Bases 1 to 5556 code for a protein of 1851 amino acids. Gene Ontology annotation, cellular component: nuclear pore; nuclear pore cytoplasmic filaments.